This is a messenger RNA of Colletotrichum graminicola M1.001, 681 nucleotides long. RefSeq lists its product as uncharacterized. The transcript is spliced from 2 exons. Bases 1 to 681 code for a protein of 226 amino acids. NCBI's taxonomy places the organism in Eukaryota, Fungi, Ascomycota, Sordariomycetes, Glomerellales, Glomerellaceae. The record is from RefSeq and is a predicted model, not a curated record.
AUGCACGCCUCAACCGUCCUCGCCGCUGUCCUCCCCGCCGCCGCCGUCAUGGGCGCCACCCACGUCGUCAAGGUCGGCGAUGGAGGCCUCAAGUUCACGCCCGAUAACAUCGAGGCCGCCGUCGGCGACUCGGUCGAGUUCCAGUUCUACCCCAAGGCGCACUCCGUCGCCCAGGCCGCCUUCGACACCCCCUGCAUGCCCCUGACCAACGGCACCACGGCCGGCUUCUUCAGCGGACCCGUCCCCGUCACCUCGGGCGUCGGCUCCAUGGCCUGGACCCUCGAGAUCAAGGACAAGAACCCCAAGUGGUUCUACUGCGCCACCGGCGACCACUGCCAGAGCGGCAUGGUCGGUGUCAUUAACGCUCCUGCCGGCGGCAAGAAGACCGUAGAGAUGUUCGCCAAGACCGCUGCCGAGGCCAAGGCAAACGUUGCUCCCAGCUCCACCAGCGGUGGCACCAUGGGCCCCGCCUCCGCCGCCAGCUCCGACUCCCCCAAGUCGAGCGAUGGCUCCAAGUCCGGCGACGGCUCCAGCAUGUCCAUGCCCAGCGGCUCCAGCAUGCCCAUGCCCAGCGGCUCUAGCAUGCCCAGCGCCGGCAUCGAGGCCCGCGGCGACGUGCGAUGGGGCCUGCUCAGCCUCGGCAUGGCCGCCGCCGGCCUCGUCGGCGGGCUCCUCGUCUAA